AUGACGAUGCUGCUGGACGGAGGUCCGCAGUUCCCGGCGCUGGGGGUGGGCGGCUUCGCGGCGCCCCGCCACCACGAGAUGCCGGGCCGCGACGCCGCCGCCGGCGGCAUGGGACUGGGCCCCUUCGGGGACUCCUCGCACGCCGCUGCCUUCAAGCUGAACGCGGCCCCGCACGACCUCGCCGCCGGGCAGAGCUCGGCGUUCACGCCGCAGGCGCCGGGCUACGCCAGCGCCCUGGGCCACCACCACCAUCACCACCACCACGCCGGCCAGGUGCCCUCCUACGGCGGGGCCGCCGCCUUCAACUCCACCCGCGACUUUCUCUUUCGCAACCGGGGCUCCGGCAUCGCGGACGCCGCCUCCGGCACGGCGCAACACGGGCUUUUCGGCGGCUCCCCCGGCGGCUUGCACGGCCCCGGCGGCAUCCCGGACACCCCGGGCUACCUGCUCUUCCCGGGGCUCCACGAGCAGAGCCCGAGCCACACGUCCCCCAACGGGCAUGUGGACAACGGGCAGAUGCACCUGGGGCUGCGCGGGGACCUCUUCGGGCGGCCGGAUCCCUACCGCGCCGUCUCCAGCCCCCGCACGGACCCUUACGCCGGCGCCCAGUUCCACAACUACAACCACAUGAACAUGAAUAUGGGCAUGAACGUGGCGGCCCACCACCACCACCACCACCACCACCACGGCCCCGGGGCUUUCUUUCGGUACAUGCGCCAACCCAUCAAGCAAGAGUUGUCCUGCAAGUGGCUCGACGAGAGCCAGCUCAGCCGGCCCAAGAAGAGCUGCGACAGGACUUUCAGCACCAUGCACGAACUGGUGACCCAUGUCACCAUGGAGCACGUCGGGGGGCCGGAGCAGAACAACCACAUCUGCUACUGGGACGAGUGUCCGCGGGAAGGCAAGUCCUUCAAGGCGAAAUACAAACUGGUGAACCACAUUCGGGUGCACACGGGGGAGAAGCCCUUCCCCUGCCCCUUCCCGGGCUGCGGCAAGAUCUUUGCCCGCUCCGAGAACCUCAAGAUUCACAAGCGGACGCACACAGGUGAGAAGCCCUUCAAGUGCGAGUUUGAGGGCUGCGACAGGCGCUUCGCCAACAGCAGCGACAGGAAGAAACACAUGCACGUCCACACCUCGGACAAGCCCUACAUCUGCAAGGUGUGCGACAAAUCCUACACCCACCCCAGCUCACUUAGGAAACACAUGAAGGUGCACGAAUCCCAGGGGUCGGACUCUUCCCCUGCAGCCAGUUCGGGGUACGAGUCCUCCACCCCUCCCGCGGUGGGCUCCGCCGGCAGUAAGGACUCCACUAAAACACCGCCGGCCGCCCUUCAGAGUAACCCCGGCCACAACCCUGGACUGCCCCCCAAUUUUAAUGAGUGGUAUGUGUGA
Messenger RNA from Gavia stellata (red-throated loon), 1392 nucleotides. RefSeq names its product Zic family member 3 (gene ZIC3). The record is from RefSeq and is a predicted model, not a curated record. Gene Ontology annotation, molecular function: RNA polymerase II cis-regulatory region sequence-specific DNA binding; DNA-binding transcription factor activity, RNA polymerase II-specific. Gene Ontology annotation, biological process: central nervous system development; regulation of transcription by RNA polymerase II. Lineage: Eukaryota; Metazoa; Chordata; Aves; Gaviiformes; Gaviidae. Gene Ontology annotation, cellular component: nucleus. The transcript has 3 exons. Bases 1 to 1392 code for a protein of 463 amino acids.